Melanaphis sacchari is the source of this 1667-nucleotide messenger RNA. RefSeq names its product chloride intracellular channel exc-4 (gene Clic). Gene Ontology annotation, cellular component: cytoplasm; apical plasma membrane. Gene Ontology annotation, molecular function: chloride channel activity. The record is from RefSeq and is a predicted model, not a curated record. NCBI's taxonomy places the organism in Eukaryota, Metazoa, Arthropoda, Insecta, Hemiptera, Aphididae. Bases 385 to 1179 code for a protein of 264 amino acids. Gene Ontology annotation, biological process: chloride transport. The transcript is spliced from 6 exons.
CCGCGGCUGUAUGCACUAUGCAGUUUGUGGUUCAACAAUCAGUGAUGCGGUUGGUAGUUGAGUAGUUCUUCGUCGUUGUAUCGUUAGUCAAAUCUACGCUGAUAAAAAAUAAUUAUAAUCUAAUAUCAUAAAAACAACUUUCGAUCGGUCGUCGCCUCGUCGGUCACUAGUCGCUGUCACUGUCAGUACACGGUAAUAUUGCAAGACGUGAGUUUAUAUGCGUUGUGCGCGGCUGGCCAUCGUGUAUAUAGUUUAACCGAAAUCUAGUCUCAUUCGCCAAAAAUUAUAGAUUAUUAAAUAUUUUAUAAAAGUAUUAUUCCAUAAUCAAAUUAUUUGUCGUCUGACGCACUUAUUUAAUCCAAUAAUAUUAAACACACAUACACUAUGGCCGACGAAGACGCUCUACACGCCAAUGGCAACGUGCACGAAGAGAAUGGACAUGUGCCGGAAAUUGAGCUCAUCAUUAAGGCUUCAACAAUUGACGGUCGACGAAAAGGAGCAUGUCUAUUUUGUCAAGAAUAUUUCAUGGAUCUAUAUCUACUAGCCGAAUUAAAAACCAUCAGUCUUAAAGUGACUACAGUAGAUAUGCAAAAACCUCCUCCUGAUUUCAGGAGUAACUUUGAUGCAAAUCCUCCACCAAUUUUAAUAGACAAUGGAAUGGCUGUUUUGGAAAAUGAAAAAAUCGAAAGGCAUAUCAUGAAGAACGUGCCAGGUGGAUACAAUCUAUUUGUACAGGAUAAAGAAGUGGCCACGCUGAUUGAAAACUUGUACAGUAAGCUGAAGCUGAUGCUAUUAAAAAAAGACGACGUAAGCAUAAAUAGCCUGUUGUCUCACUUGCGUAAAAUAAAUUUGCAUUUAGAGAAGAAGAACACUCGGUUUUUGACUGGCGACACAAUGUGCUGUUUCGACUGCGAGUUGAUGCCUCGUCUUCAACACAUCAGAGUAGCUGGUAAAUACUUUAUGGACUUUCAAAUGCCGUCCGAUCUGAGGUACUUGUGGCGUUACAUGUUACACAUGUAUCAGCUGGACGCGUUCACCCAAAGCUGUCCGGCCGACCAAGACAUCGUCAACCAUUACAAACAACAGCAGAAUGUCAAGAUGAAGAAACACGAGGAACUUGAGACGCCAACGUUCACCACGUCCAUACCGGUGGAGCUUGACUUGCAACAAGACGAAUAAUGGCGCGAGUAUGGUACGUACGUGCGAUAAUACCAAUCUAUGUACGGCUAUAUAUUAUAUAUGUGUAUAUAUACAUACUACAAAGUGAUGUAACACGACGAUUUUAUAUCCUUGUCAUCCGCAGCUGCAGUGCAUAAUAUAUUGUACAUUUAUACGAAUAAAAACAUAUUGUAGUACGUCACGAUGACAUCACCACGCGGUAGACAACAAUAUUUCCGUUAAAUAUUUUAUGUAUAAUGUACAGAGUGAACUGUAGCUGCAAUAUACAUUAUAAUAUUAUUAUUAUUAUCAGUGGGUGUACCUGCGAUUUAUUUCUUCUUUCGGUUUUAUUUUUUUUUCUCAUAUUUUUCUAAUCUAUCUACGGUAUUAUGAUAUACUAUAACAUACACGCUCGUGUACUACUCCUCUUGUUAAUUUAUUCGUAAUAAUAUAUACAUAUAUUUUGUAAUAUGUAUUAUACUAUAUUUUUAUUAAUAUUAUCCAACUAA